Messenger RNA from Babesia ovata, 408 nucleotides. RefSeq names its product cytochrome c. The transcript has 2 exons. Bases 1 to 408 code for a protein of 135 amino acids. Gene Ontology annotation, molecular function: heme binding; electron transfer activity. Lineage: Eukaryota; Apicomplexa; Aconoidasida; Piroplasmida; Babesiidae. Gene Ontology annotation, cellular component: mitochondrial intermembrane space. The record is from RefSeq and is a predicted model, not a curated record. Gene Ontology annotation, biological process: mitochondrial electron transport, ubiquinol to cytochrome c; mitochondrial electron transport, cytochrome c to oxygen.
AUGGCAAAGCCCGAGCCGGAUGUUAAUGUCCCAGCUGGUGACGAGAAGAAGGGCGCCAAGCUGUUCAAGUCCAAGUGCGCCCAGUGCCACACUACUAACAAAGGAGGCGCAACCAAGCAGGGUCCGAACCUAUACGGGCUGUUCGGAAGGCAGUCGGGCUCCGCCGACUACGCUUACACCGACGCCAACAAAUCUUCCGGUAAGUACACGCCGAAUAGCGAUUAUGAACGCAAUGAAACGGCCACUCAAUCCGAAACAGGCAUCGUGUGGAGCGACAAGCACCUCUUCAUGUAUUUGGUCAACCCCAAGGAGUACAUCCCUGGAACCAAGAUGGUUUUCGCCGGCAUGAAGAAGGAACAGGAGAGGGCAGACCUCAUUGCCUACCUCAAGGAAGCCACGAAAAAAUAA